ACUCGUAGACCUGCGGCUGGACCCACGAGCACCGCUUACCGUCCGCACCCGAAGAGACCGGAGGCGGCGGCGCGAGGGGAGAGAGAGGGGGAGGGAGAGAGAGAGAAACAGAGAGAGAGAGAGAGAGAGAGAGAGAGAGAGAGAGAGCGAGCGAGCGAGCAGCUGUACGGUGCGAUAACGGCCAUCUGCCUCUCUUCAGCGACAAAUAUGACCGCGUUUACCUCAGAAAAAAACCUGCCGAUAAAUUAGUAAUAAUACUAGAUAAGAAUAAAUAAUAAUACCAAUUAAAAUCAAUGGUACAGAAAAGUACUAUGUCCAGGACACCUUCGACCUCAGCCCAGGAGAUCCAAAUGGACAUGUUUGACCACCCCACUUCACAGGGAAAGUGCACCAAGCGGAACUACCGCUUUAAGCGUUCUGAUGGCAGUACCUCCUCUGACACCACCUCCAACAGCUUUAUCCGACAGGGCUCUGCAGACUCGUACACCAGCAGGCCAUCGGACUCAGAUGUGUCCCUGGAGGAGGACCCGGAGGCCCUGAGGAAGGAGGCUGAUAGACAAGCCCUUGCCACGCUCGAGAAAGCGAAGACCAAACCUGUGGCCUUUGCUGUGCGAACUAACGUGGGCUACAAUCCCGGUCCCAAUGAUGACGUCCCAGUGCAAGGCAUGGCCAUUUCCUUUGAGGCCAAAGAUUUCCUGCACAUUAAAGAGAAGUACAACAACGAUUGGUGGAUUGGGCGGCUGGUAAAGGAGGGCUGCGAAGUGGGCUUCAUCCCCAGCCCUGUUAAGCUGGAGAACACCCGGCUGCUGCAGGAGCAGAGGAUGAGGCAGAACCGCCUUAGUUCCAGUAAGUCGGGAGGAAGCUCCAGCCUUGGUGACAUUGCUACAGGAACACGUAGACCCACACCACCUGGUACAGUUCCUGUGGAAAUGUCCACAGUGGCUUUCGAUGUUGACCCCUUGGAGCUGGAUGCAGAGGAACUCCCUGAACCCAACACUGAGCCCCGUUCCCCUAGGGCCAGUGCGGGCAGUGUCACAUCCCCUCAGGCCAACGCCCACCGCCUCCCCUUUUUUAAGAAGAUGGAGCAUGUCCCCCCCUACGAUGUGGUGCCUUCCAUGAGACCCAUCAUCCUGGUGGGCCCAUCACUCAAAGGUUAUGAGGUGACUGACAUGAUGCAGAAGGCACUCUUUGAUUUUCUCAAACACAAAUUUGAGGGAAGGAUAUCCAUCACACGAGUGACAGCAGACAUCUCUCUGGCCAAACGCUCUGUGCUGAACAACCCCAGCAAGCACACCAUCAUCGAGCGCUCAACCACCCGAUCAAGUUUGGACGUACUGGCCGAGGUCCAGAGUGAGAUUGAGCGCAUCUUUGAGCUGGCGCGCACACUGCAGCUGGUUGCCCUGGAUGCUGACACCAUCAACCACCCCUCGCAGCUGGCCAAGACCUCACUGGCACCCAUCAUCGUUUACAUCAAGAUCUCCUCCCCCAAGGUCCUGCAGAGACUCAUCAAGUCCCGAGGGAAGUCCCAGGCGAAGCACCUCAACGUGCAGAUGGUGGCAGCAGACAAGCUAGCCCAGUGUCCCCCGGAGCUGUUUGACAUCAUCUUAGAUGAGAACCAGCUAGAGGACGCAUGCGAGCACCUGGCUGACUACCUGGAAGCCUACUGGAAGGCCACGCACCCCCCCAGUAGCAACCCACCAAACCCGUUGCUUAACCGCACUAUGGCCACGGCCGCUCUGGCUGCCUCCCCCGAGCCUGUCUCCAACCUGCAGGGGCCGUACCUGGUGCACGGAGAAGGGAAGCGGGACGGGGCCCUGUCAGAGCGUGGAGCCCUCCAUGACCAUGAGGGUGGCCUACUAGGGAGGCCCAUUCCCCAGGAGCACAUGUACCUGCGCUCCUCACGGGCACAGCUGCGGGCGACCAGUGGGCGCAGCUUGUCCCGGCAGGACACCUUCGACUCGGAAACGCAAGGAAGCCGGGACUCUGCCUACACGGAGGCCGGCGACUCCUGCAUGGACAUUGAGACAGACCCCUACGAGGAGCCUGAGCCCUACCGUGGCGGAGGUGGCCGUCCACAUCUGGGCCAGCGCCGCAGCCUCCAGGCCUCUUUGGAGGAUGAAAGGGCACAACCUGAACAGGAAAACCUGAACCGCAUGCCCCUGCAGGAGCAGCAUGGCCGGGCCAAGCCAAGGGAGCGAUACUGCCAGGAUUCGGGAGACGCCAGCGGUGCACUGGGCCGCAACAAGAAUCAAGAAGACUGGGGGAGGGAUGUCUACAUCCGCUGAACACCGUACUGGCUAAGAGGCUGACUGAUAGACAGAGGGAAGGGCUACAGCCAUAGAGGUCUAGACCAGAGGAACCUGGAAAUGAGUGGCUUAAGAAUAAACUAGUUUGCAGUCCUAAAAUAAGUCCUUGUCACUUUAAAAUGCAUUAUAAAAUAACACGCUGACUUGAAAGACACAAAUUUUAUUAUUGUAGAGAGAAGUUCUCUGUGUUAGUUACUACUGAGUGACUCCCUUGAUAUUCCCCAGCAUCGUGUCCACUCAAAAAAAAACCAGUAGUAAUAAUGGGUAUAAAGUGCUCUUCUGAAAUUUGAAGAUUGUUGAAAUAAUAAAUAUUGUAUGUAACAUUAAAACCUCAGCGACUAUAAGAUAAAUAGAAUUUAAAAUAAUGAAAAAUAAGAAUAGUUUAAAAGCAUUUCACUAAAGAAAAAUAGCCCCGUAUUUAAAUCAGUACUAAGAAUCAAAAAGUGAAACUAGCCCCUUAGAAUAAAAUAAAUCAGUAGUGUGAAGAAUCUAUGUGACAUUAUUUGAAAGCCGCAGAGAUAAAUGACCUAUCAUGCACAAAUUAUGAUUGUUUUAUUAUUACGCAGUUUAUAGUAAACUUCUCAAUGGUAAAAUGUAGAGGUAAUUGAGUUCAGGUGGAAUAUGUCAGAUCUGUCCUUUACCAUCUUAAACAGGGUUAACUGUCCUGUGUUUCAGGGUGUUUUACAACCACUAAGUCUCUCUCCCGAUAUCCUUCUUCACCCAGACUUUCACUUCAUUGCCAUUUCCUAUAUUUAUUUUAAUCCUAUCUAUUGAGUAAAGAAUUAAACUUGAUUUUGGAUAUUAAAACUUAAAAAAACUCCAAAGAUUUCCUCCAGCAUGCUUCAUAGAGUAGACCCCGCUUCCUGUGGCUUCAGUCUGUUUCUCCUGCUUUUUCCCACGGUUUGUGUGGAGAGAUGUUGUUUCCCUGUAGUUUGUCUUCUUAUCUCUUCUUUAAAAAGUAAUGGUGUAUAUGGUGUACACUGUCAGCAUCGUUCAGAUCACAUUGCCCUUGUUCUUCUGAAUGGAACAUUAAGCCUCAGCCCCUCACUGAGCCAGAGUGCUCCAAAGUUACUCAUCCUAGUGGGCGGAAUUAGUUGACAUAGUUACACGUGUGCCUCCUCAUGUUCCCUAAAGCUCAAAACCUGGCAUUGUGCGGCCGCCUGCUUCUGUGGCCCACUCUUUUCAAACAAUCUGUCUGUUUUUGCUUUGGCUCUUCUUCAGGUUGAGGUUGAUGUUCAAGUGCUCUAAGGAUUUAAACUUUACCCUUAAUGUUAAAUUGUGGAAAAAGCAUUGGCUCUCAAUGCCAUUCCUGCCAGUUUUCCACCCUGCUCUGAAUACCUUAAAGCCUUUUUUAUUUCUGCAUAUACCAGACAUGGUCAUGUGACUUUGUUUACUUACUUUGAUUUGGUGUGGUUGGAAAACAUUUACAUUUACAUUUAUUUAUUCAGCAGACGCUUUUCUCCAAAGCGACUUCCAGAAGACACAUAAACCGACCUUCAGAAGCGUCAAAACAGAAACCAUCAUGUAUGCCUUUCGUGGACUCAGAUUGUCCACCUAUUUCUUCGGUAAAUAAUCAAUGUUUAGUUACUAUUACAGAAAAAUGGUGCCUGAGUGUAGCAACAUCAUAUUGCUCUUUGCCUCUUAUUUUUAAUCUGUGGUUAGAUUUGUAUUUAGAAAAUAUAUAAAUAAUUGUUGAUCAUCUUAUACUGCAUUUAGAGUUCCUGACAAACAAAGUUAUUUGUAAUAGGAAGAAAAAGGUGUUGCGAUAAAUAAUUGUGGAAAGGAGAAUUUCCCAUAAUUCAUAGCAUUGUUAUAUAGAAUGAGGUUGGCACAGGUGACAAACUCACCCUGGAUCUGAACCAGCUGGAGGAGUGGCCAUUACUAGGUUUCAAAAAGUUUGCUGUGGGAAGAGUCAUUGUUGGGUUUGGGCUUGAAAAGAUUUCUGAUAUCUGAGGAUUUCAGAGCUUGCGGAGGAAGGUGUUAUGGAGUGGAGGUGAAAGAAUUGCAAACUUAACGUGUUUCACUCUGUUGACUUUGUCCAAAUGGGUUUCUGUUCACAUCUUUUCCUUACCUGCAGUACCUGAAAUCCAUUCAGUUUUCAAUUUUCUCUCAAGAUGUAUUUUCUUGUAAGGUUUUUGCGGGGGAAUUCAUUUUUAUGGCUGUACGACAGAAUCAUGGAAUGUAUAGCGUGACCAAAACUGAACAAAUCCCAGGAAUGCAUGUACAACUCUGUACUACUGGUGUAAUUUAUUGCUAACAUGAAACAUAUACAUGACUAUAUAAAGAGUGUUAAAAUGCCUGGAUACCAUUUGCAAGCCUUAAUCAAAAACUCUGAAUGUCAACUGAAUUCCAGUCCUUUGCUGCCUUCAAAGUAUACAUUUUAUAAAGUGCUUUACCAGUCAUUCUAACUUCUCAAGCCAAAGCCUUAUUUCACCCUUCUGAUGCGACAGACAUAGACUCCCCCUGCAUAUUAAGCCACAGAUAUUUCUCAGGUGCUUUACAGGAAAACACAAACGAAAAACUAAUCUGCUCUUUUUUUGGAACGUGCUUAAAAUGAAAGGCGUGGCUGAGGUCUUGAUUAUUGUUCCAUGUGUUGCAGUUGGGUACAAGUGGCUGAAAGUGUGCGAGGAGAUGUUCGGCUGCGCGUGACAGUCUGUUUGUAUGUGUGCAUAACUGUGGAUGUGGUUGUUUGAUUUGUGGGUGUCUUUCUGUUAAGUUAAUGGAAAGGAGUUGCGGCUGUUAUUUUAUCCAUAAUGAUGACAGGGAUCCAAAUUAAUCCGUGAAAACCAGACUCUGUUACGUGGCCUGGUCAGGAUUUCAGGUUCUGCAGGAUUACUUUCCGUGUUAUAGUAUGUUUUACCCCCAGCUGUGGGAACAGCGAUGACAAUGUUGGCUUGACUCGGCUUCAGUCAGUUACACAAGUUCCGAAAUGCUGCUCUUCAAAUGUGUGAAGCCCAUCCUGUCUCCAAAGCAACAUCCUUCACGGGACCUCGUCUAGUUCCGAAUUUCAGUGUCUGUCAUUUAAGACCAGUCAGGCCCUGUUUUCCCGCACCAUCUGCCAUCAUCUCCCCGCUCCAGGUUGACCAGUGCUUCCUUCUCUGAUUGCUCUGGACAUACCCUUUGUCAACCAAGCAGGGCCUCUGUGUGUUUGUCACGUCUUACCGUUGUACAUAUGGAUAAAGCGACGUUGCUGUUCUUAAAACUAGUACUGUACACAGUCUAAAUAAGUGCCUGUUCUGUGACGAGUUAUGUGUUUGUUGUUCUUAGUCAUUCUGUUUACAGCGCUUCAGUUCAAACAAGGUAACAGUGGUGGAAGUACCCUGCGCUUUUUGGUGUUACAGAUCUGGAAAAUGUGUUUAAGGUAGGCUUUUUGCAGAACGGGUGAACACUCUGGGCUGGUGGAAGAAAGAAAUGAUAUCAUUUGUGGUGGAAAUAUUAAAUACCAUCAAUAUCUUCUUAA
Molecule: messenger RNA, 5766 nt
Organism: Scleropages formosus (Asian bonytongue)
Lineage: Eukaryota; Metazoa; Chordata; Actinopteri; Osteoglossiformes; Osteoglossidae
Product: voltage-dependent L-type calcium channel subunit beta-1-like
Exons: 15
Coding region: 294-2285 (663 amino acids)
Biological process (GO): calcium ion transmembrane transport
Cellular component (GO): voltage-gated calcium channel complex
Molecular function (GO): voltage-gated calcium channel activity; protein binding
Source: RefSeq, a predicted model, not a curated record